AUGUCUACGAUGGUAGAAACACAGCAAGAUGGAAAAGUUGAUUCCAAGGAAAUGGCAGGUCCGGGUUCGGGGUUGGUCCAGAGCUCUGGAUCUCUGUCAAAGACGAAGCCAACGAAUAAAACACCUAAUGAAGGUAUACAUAGGAUGAAAAAAAAAUUGAUUCGAGCACCACCUAAUAGACAUGCUAUCAAGUAUAGAGCUUGGUUGCUUGGUCAUACAUUGAACUUGGUUUUUGGUACCAUAACAUUUAUAUUUCAGGUGUUUUGGUUGCCUAAUGUUUUCUACAUCAACUCCAUAGCAUAUCGAUUGACGUUAAUUGGCUCAAUUAUAGCAUUGACUGCUACUUUUAGCCACAAGUUUGGUUUACACUUUUUGCCCCCAAUUGCAACUUUGCUAAGCCAUCAAAACUUCCAGUACAUCAUUUUAGCUGUUGUUUGGUGUUUUACAUUCAAAUCGGUUUUCAAGGUUAUCCCAUACUUUGCAAUAAGCUUGUUGCAAAUUGGUAAGCUUAAAAAGAUUGAAAUAAUUGAAAAAAAAGCUUCACUCUUAUCAUCGAUAAUUGCAUACGAUGAAUUGGUUUUGAUAGCAUACUUGAUAUUGAGAACAUUGUUUUUCCGAAAUGCAAGUGGGUACCAAUUGUCCUUAUUUUUGAUUUUUUACUGGUUGAGAAUCUUGUAUAAUCCAGAAACGGGUAAUUUGUUCGCAACAAUUGUUGAUAGAUUGGACGGCGAAGUUAUGAAGAUAAAGAAUCCAAAAAUACAACAUUACUGGAUUAAAACAAGAGAAUUUGUGAAAGCAAAACAGAAUGAAGAGCACGAAAUGGACAAACUGGGGUAA
Lodderomyces oxycetoniae is the source of this 837-nucleotide messenger RNA. RefSeq lists its product as uncharacterized. Lineage: Eukaryota; Fungi; Ascomycota; Pichiomycetes; Serinales; Debaryomycetaceae. Gene Ontology annotation, biological process: membrane organization; endoplasmic reticulum tubular network organization. The transcript has a single exon. The record is from RefSeq and is a predicted model, not a curated record. Gene Ontology annotation, cellular component: endoplasmic reticulum. Bases 1 to 837 code for a protein of 278 amino acids.